This is a messenger RNA of Corticium candelabrum, 1167 nucleotides long. Its product is annotated as zinc transporter ZIP9-like. NCBI's taxonomy places the organism in Eukaryota, Metazoa, Porifera, Homoscleromorpha, Homosclerophorida, Plakinidae. The transcript has 7 exons. Gene Ontology annotation, biological process: transmembrane transport; zinc ion transport. Gene Ontology annotation, molecular function: metal ion transmembrane transporter activity. Gene Ontology annotation, cellular component: membrane. The record is from RefSeq and is a predicted model, not a curated record. The coding region runs from base 5 to 1057 and encodes 350 amino acids.
CAGAAUGGACGAAUUUUGGUCAUUGAUUUUGUUGUCUAUAGCUAUGUUGAUUGGCAGUUACGUUGCAGGCUCUAUUCCACUAAUGAUGACGUUAUCAGAGAAGCGUUUGCGUCUCGUCACCGUGUUGGGAGCAGGCCUCCUCGUCGGAACGGCACUCUCCGUCAUCAUUCCCGAAGGCGUGCACGCCCUCUACACAAGUGAAGCACAUCAUUCUCACUCCAGCAUGCCACAGCAACCAGCUGUAGAGCAAACGGAGCACAAUAAGAUGAAGGAGCAUCAAGAGAAGCCGGACAUGUUUAGAACGCAUGAGGAGCUGCAUCAUGGAGAUGAGCAUAAUCACUCAAGCUCAUCAUUAGAUCUACAUUCCUAUAUUGGCAUAUCUAUUACACUGGGCUUUGUUUUCAUGUUGCUGCUCGAUCAGAUAGGAGGCAGCCACUUUGAGCAUCACGGAUCAGAUGGUGAUAACAGCCGGUCAAGUAUAUUUACUGCCACCAUCGGAUUGGUUGUGCAUGCAGCAGCUGAUGGAAUUGCAAUGGGAGCUGCAGCUACAACUGCCCAUCAUGAAGUAGAGAUAAUUGUCUUUCUCGCUAUAAUGUUACACAAGGCUCCGGCGGCAUUUGGUUUGGCGACUUUCCUGUUACACGAGGGCUGUGAACGAACUAGAAUACGAAAACAUUUGGUCAUCUUCUCUGCUGCUGCUCCUGUGAUGGCAUUGAUCACAUACAUAGGACUCAAUUGGCGGCACAAGCAGACUUCGACGAGUUUUUCCAGCAUCAAUGCAACAGGAGUGGCUAUGCUGUUCUCUGCCGGUACGUUUCUCUAUGUUGCUACUGUUCACGUCCUCCAAGAGGUCAGUCACGUGCACACCAACCAUUCGACUCAGAGCUGCGAGUCAAGCAGUACAGGAACGGGACAGAAGGGUGAAAUGCCACUUCAAAUGGACAUUGACCAAAGACAUCACAACAAACACAGUGAACAUCUAAGCAAAUUUGAACUCAUUGCUUUAGUAGCUGGGAUUUUGUCUCCCAUGUUGCUACAACUGCAACAUUCCCAUUAGUCGUGACAAGUUUGGAGACACAAAAAAAUUAAUUUCAUAGCUGGUUGUAUAUACUGUAGUACAGAACAGUUUGUGAUUGGAAUAGACUGGUUUAAGUUAAAUGUGGUGAA